This is a messenger RNA of Microthlaspi erraticum, 627 nucleotides long. The record is from the annotation of a GenBank genome assembly. Lineage: Eukaryota; Viridiplantae; Streptophyta; Magnoliopsida; Brassicales; Brassicaceae.
AUGGCGCUAGAAUCGAUGGCUUCUCUCUCCGAUCUCCUCUCCUGUCUUCUCUCGUCUUCUACUCCGCCGUCUCCGUCGAUUUCGUCGACGAGCCUGAAACCUAUCGCUAGACCGUCGCAGUGUACGCUUCCAUCUUCCGUAUCCGCGACCGCGAGACCAUCUCAGCAGCUGUCGAUGACGAUGACGACGACGACGACGACGACGACGGCGAAGUUCUUCUUCACUGCCGAUCACGGUGACGUCAUCAAUCGCGUGGCGUAUCCUUCGCUGGCGAGCGCGAAUCUCGUCUUCUUCAUGUCCGGUCACUACAACGUCGAGGUGGUGCCUAAAGACGGAGAAUCGGAGGACCAGCUGGUGAACGAUUUCAAGAGGUCGGUUUUCAGAGCCGGAGUGUUGCAGGAGGCUCGGAGACGACGAUUCUUCGAGAGCUCUCAGGAGAAAAGGAAGCGCAAAACCAAAGAAGCUGCUAGGAAGAAUCGGAAAAGGCGGCCAAUCCCUAAACCAAAGCCACACUCAGCUCCAGAGAGCCACAGUCACAGAAAUGUAGGCGGAGAAGCUGAAGAAGACGAUGAUAACUGGGAACUUCCUCCCGAGGAAAUUGAGAUUCCAUAUACCAACCGUUCCUAG